Sorghum bicolor (sorghum) is the source of this 2695-nucleotide messenger RNA. Its product is annotated as pentatricopeptide repeat-containing protein At5g08510. Lineage: Eukaryota; Viridiplantae; Streptophyta; Magnoliopsida; Poales; Poaceae. The record is from RefSeq and is a predicted model, not a curated record. Gene Ontology annotation, molecular function: RNA binding; protein binding. Bases 54 to 1811 code for a protein of 585 amino acids. The transcript has 2 exons. Gene Ontology annotation, biological process: RNA modification.
UGUAUGGUUUUAAAAGUUAAGGGAUGUAUUUUAUCCUGUUUUGAAGUUCAGAGAUGAAAAAUAGACUUUCGCAAAAAUUGAGGGAGUGGACUUCUUUCUAUCCGCUCUCCUCGAAAGAAUUUUUCUUGGAGCCACAGGCCCACACCACAGCGAGGCCUGCAGCCGGUGGCAUCGCAUCACGGAUCGCGCCAUCGCCCAUGCACCCCCUCACGCUCUCCUCCACCGCGCUCCUCCGCCUCAUCAAGUCGCUCUCGCCGGCGGCGGGGCCGAGGGCCCACCUCGCGGCCGCGGCGAUCCACGGCCUCCUCUUCAAGGAAGGGCUCCUCCACGCCGGGUCGCACCUCCCCACGGCGCUGCUGUCGGCCUACGCAGCGCUCGGGAGGCCGCGCCACGCGCGCGACCUGUUCGACGAGAUGCCCGACCCGGGCCUCGUCACCCGCACGGCCAUGGCUCGCGCGCACGCGGCGUCCGGGCAGACGGCCCAGGCGCUCGCCGUGUUCGGGGACAUGCUCGCGGACGGCGUCCUCCCCGACAACGUGGCCCUGGCAGUCGCGCUCGCGGCGUGCCAUGGGACAGGCUCGUUCCCUGCAGCUCUGGGGAUGGCGGCGGCCAGGAGACCUGGGAAGAUGGUGCAUGCCCUUAUUGUGACAAGUGGAAUUGUCCCGGAUGUGUUCGUCUCCACUGAGCUGAUCAGGUUGUACGGGGAGUACGGCGAGCUCUUGGUCUCCCGGAGGUUGUUUGAUGCGAUGCCGGUGAAGAGCACUGUUUCGUGGAACGCCAUGGUGCAUCAGUAUAUCAGGCACAGCAAUGUUGGAGAUGCGUAUGAGCUGUUUCUUGCAAUGCCAAAGAGGGAUGUAGUGUCAUGGAACACGAUAAUUGCCGGGUACUGCCUCAUUGGCCGAUUUAUGGAGGCGCUAGAACUGUUCCGUCAGAUGAUGUCGCCAUCCUCAUGUCCGGUGCAUCCAAACGGACCUACAAUUAGCACUGUCCUUGCUGCUUGUGCGGGUGCAGGUUGUUUAGAGACUGGGAUUUGGGUCCAUGCGUACAUUGACAGGAAUCGCAUGAAUGACGAUGGGUCAUUGGAUCGGUCCUUGAUAGACAUGUACGCCAAAUGUGGAAGCAUUGAAAAAGCCCUUCAGGUGUUUGAAAAGGCACCUGGGAAGAGGGAUCUGUACUCUUGGACGACUGUGAUUUGUGGACUGGCAAUGCACGGUAAGGCAGCUGAUGCUCUAAGAAUGUUUGGCAUGAUGCAAGACAAUGGUAUACGACCAGAUGAUGUUACUCUUGUUGGGGUCCUUAAUGCUUGCGCACAUGGUGGACUUGUAGAUGAAGGCCUUCACCACUUCUACUCUUUAGAGAAGUAUGCAAUCACACCCAAAAUUGAACACUAUGGAUGUGUCAUUGAUCUUCUUGGUCGUGUUGGGCGAUUGCAAGAAGCAUACAGCAUUAUCAGGACCAUGCGGAUGAAGCCUAAUGCAGUAAUCUGGGGUGCAUUCUUGAAUGCAUGCAAAGUUCACAGCAACGUGGAGCUUGGCGAGAUUGCAGCAGCUGAACUCACCAGGUUAGAUCCAGAUGACCCCUGGGCAAAGGUGAUGCUAUCCAGCUUGUAUGCAAAAGCACAGGACUGGAGCAGUCUAGCCAGGGAGAGGAGGGAGAUGAACAGCUUGCAGAUGAAGAAAACACCAGGGUGUAGCUCAAUUGAGCUUGAUGGAGAGGUGCAUGAGUUUGUUGCUGGUAGUUUUCAGCAUCCUCAGCAUGGUGAAAUUUGCACUGUACUAGAGAACGUCGAAGCACAAACACAUGCUGGCUAAAGGGAUGUGGAUGCCUCAUGCCCUCAUCAGUUGAGGUUUUUGUUCUGCCAAUGAAUGUUAGCAUGUAGUUACAAGUUUCAUGGGCCUUCAGUCCCUUCACUGGUAGAUUAACUGACCUUUGUGCUUUCAAUUAGCCUGUGGAGGUCUGAACCUGGCCAUGUUGGUAAGAAUUGAAGGAGGUUACCAUUAGGGACCAGAGUGAAUGACAACAUGCUGACAAAAAUCUGUUCAGGUUGACCAUGCUGGAAGUUGUACUAACAAUUGAAGCUAGUGGAGGCAUAGCACCAAUUGUGAUUGUGCUGCAGCUUUGUAUGUCAGUGGACAAGAGGUGUAUCAGAGAGAAGCACUUCAAGGUUAAUUUGUUGAGCAAACUGGAGAUGCUAGAAUUGGUAUUUUGGCAGGUGUUGUAUGCUUUCCAGCAUGGCGUGUUUUAUUCAACUGGUCAAGUCUUUCAGAAGCUGGAAGCUGAGCAUGGAUAGCACUUUGUGUUGUAUCACAAUGGGUCCAUUUGCCGAUGAUCAUUGAAUCGAAUUGCUCUCUGAGUGGUGAAUGCUCUGAAGACUUCAAAAUAUGGUAGAUCUGAGAUUAUCUUUCAUGCAUAUGCAUGUCGAGGAAGGUAUGGAGGUGAUGCGUGUUCUUCAGAAAGUGGAGAUGCAUCAAGUGAACCUCGAGUGAAAUUAUAUGGUGCAUUUGUUAGCCAAUUAGCUAGGACUGUUCAUACAGCUGUUUGAUUAAGCCAAAUACCUAAUUGUAUUGUCCAUCUAGUAGAACCUAACUGCAACUUGCCCUCUUAUAAUCAACAAAAAUACGUUUGCGUUUGCCCUAAAAAAGGUUGAGGUAUGGACCAUCACAUGCAAGAAAACAAAGGACCUGCUAUUGUCUUC